This is a messenger RNA of Pomacea canaliculata, 7254 nucleotides long. Its product is annotated as phosphatidylinositol 3-kinase regulatory subunit beta-like. Lineage: Eukaryota; Metazoa; Mollusca; Gastropoda; Architaenioglossa; Ampullariidae. The coding region runs from base 3989 to 5512 and encodes 507 amino acids. Gene Ontology annotation, molecular function: 1-phosphatidylinositol-3-kinase regulator activity. Gene Ontology annotation, biological process: phosphatidylinositol phosphate biosynthetic process. Gene Ontology annotation, cellular component: phosphatidylinositol 3-kinase complex. The record is from RefSeq and is a predicted model, not a curated record. The transcript has 10 exons.
CACAUUGGUCCUUGCUCAGGGUGGCAGUGAAGUCUGUUCUCAAAAAAUGUGUCUUAAGUUUGGACUUAAAGGUGAUCAGAGAAUCAGAGUGAUGAAGGCUGACGGGUAAUCUUUUCCAAGCUCAAAGACCUCUGUCCAUAGUCUUUUUCUCAAUGGGACUCGCAGAAGCUUGGUGUCAGAAGAUGAGCGAAGAGGUCUUGCGGGAGUUUAGAUGGAAGUGAGUUUAGAUAGAUACCGAGGACUGGUGCCACAAACUGCAAAAUCAAAGUGGAAAGUUUGUAGGUCAUACGGUCCGUGACUGGCACCCAGUGAAGAGAGUGAAUGAUAGGUGAUAUAUGUUCUCAUCUAGAUGGUCUGAUAGGUGAUAUAUGUUCACAUCUAGAUAGUCAUCAGAUGAGGUGAGCAGCGUUAUUCUGGCUCCUCUGAAGCCUGUCAGAAAGAUACUUGAGAAUGUCAACCAAAAUAGAAUUGCAAUAGUCCAGCCUCAAAAGUACAAAGGCACGGAGGAGAGUUUUAGUUGAUUCAGAGGUGAGAUGAUGAUGAAUGGCACAAAGUUCAAGGUAAGUAAUUCUGCAGACAUGAUAGAUAUGAUGAAAAGUCAAACUCUGCUCGAGAAUGACACCCAGACUGCGGACAGAGGUGGAGAAAGGGAGAAAAGGAUCACAGAAAUUUCUUGAGACAAGUAGCAGUUCAGUCUUGUCAUCAUUCAGUUGCAGUCAGUUUUUGGAGCAUCCAGGACUUAAUAUCAUCUUUACAUUCCUGUGUAGAUGUCACUAGUCCAGAGAGUUCAGUGAGUGGAGCUGAGUGAUAAAGCUGUGUAUCAUCAUCAAAACUCACAUGGGACAUGGCAUGUCUUGACAAAAAACAGACAGAGGGGAAGUAUCUAACACAAAGAGUAUUGAACUCAAGACAGACCCUUGUGGGACCCUAUAUCUCGGGACAGAAGAAUCUAAGUAUACACAGUCCAUGAGAUAGGACCGAAACCUAGACAAAGCAACAUCAUGGAUGUCAAAAGUGAGCUCGUCUGUGGACUGUAUUUGUAUAGAAUGGUCAGCAGAACCACAUGUCCACAUGCAGCUGACAAGUCUCACAAUGCCAGAAAUGACACUUUGUCAUCGUCAGCACUGAGGAGCAGAUCGUCUACAACUUUUAGAAGUGCAGAUUCAAUUCCAUGGCCCUUUCUAUUGACCCAAACAUGGGGUCGACUAGCUGUGUAUUGAAUCAUAAAGUGCACAACUCAUUUAUGCACGUGAAACAAAGUAAGAUUAAAAAAAAGGAUAAAAUAGGACAGAUGUCUACAAACCCCGCGUGAAACUGAAAUGAGUUGUGUAGAGGAGGAAACAGGAGGAGCACGAGCUCAAGCACGUGUUGGGGCAGGCUCAGUAGCACACUGGGAGGUGGUGUACGUGGUUCACACUCCAUCAAAAUCACUUGCAGCUGUCCUCCCGCCUGAGGGGCGACUCCCCGACACUCUGUCGGCACAAAUGCGGCGCCUUUUAAGUCACGUGACUUUAUUCGCUCGCUGCACUUUUUCUUUCUUUUGUGUUAAGUGCUCGGGAAACAUUAUUUAUUAUAUCUAAUCUGUACUUGGUGGCAUUUGCUGUGGUGCUGUUGUGGAGAAACACAAGUGUCUGCACCCUCCCAAGUCCCAACUUGUUGCCCGGCUCUCCGACAAAUGUUAUUGACCGACUGACUCAGUGUAAUGUGUGUGUAAUGUGUGUGUGUAAUGUAAUGUGUGUGUGUGUAAUGUGUGUGUGUAAUGUAAUGUGUGUGUGUGUAAUGUGUGUAAUGUGUAAUGUCUGUUGGCAUUAGAGCCCGUGAACAGACCCUCAUCUCUAGUAACUGGAGGUCUUUGCGUGCUGUCCAUCAACUGUUGGCAAGUGAGUGUUUACUGUUCUUUGUCAGAGAGUUCAGCCGUUUGUCAUGGUCACAACAAAUAUCUUUUUUUUUUUCUUGUAUCGGGAAUGUACACUGGUCGUGAAAUUAUUAAUGAGCAAGUUAGUAGAAGCAUUGCAUCCAUCACACGGACCUCACUGCCCUCGGGAUUGUGACGGUGGAGGACAUCACUUCCCGAGCGACGACGUCGAUCUCCACGGAGAUGUUGUGUCUGGUCGUGCUGUCCACCUUGGGGGCGCCACAGUCUUGUGCUCGCAGUGUCUUCCUAGUAGUGAGUAAAUACUUGUUCUUAGCAAGUCAACGGCUGCGACACACCAUGAGUAUGUACUCAUCAACAAAUUCUCUGUCCUUCAGUUCCGGCAGGAUAUCUAAAGAAAGAAACACUCCAAUUGUUUACAUGUAGUGAUUAACUGUACUCACUGGCUUUCUGUUGACACCUUUGGAAAGAGGACAUGUUGACCUUGUUGAUUUUACAAUUGUGAAGUAGCCAGGACCACCGAGGGUUGCUUGUGAUUGCGAGAGUUUUAGUUGCUUAUUGUGAACUGAAGACAGCGAUUCUUGAGGAGUGUAUGACAUAAAUACAGGGACUGCAAGAGACAGGUGUAGUAUGUGCUUGUGUUGUAAACAUAUGAAUCUGACACACGUGAGAGCACCUGUGACAAGAAUACUAAGGAAAAUGAAAAAGAACCGCCGAUUAGAAACUUUUGUGUGGAAUACAAACAAUCAAAUUAAUCUUAACAUUUAGUGGAGCUGUCUCAUGAAGGGGUAAAGUUUUUUUUCUGCCCGCUGUCUAUCCAUCCAUCAAGUCAGUUUUAUCGUCUGCCCUGUCACCACAUCCCUGCUCGCCAACCCACUGGGGUCCAACCGGUUUGUGAGAUGUGAGGAUGGAGAAGGUCGUCUCCAGGCACUGUACUCGAUGUGUUGCGACUAUGGGUGUACAUUGUAAACAUCGACUUCUAAAUUUCUUACCAUAGAGAUCAAUGUCAUGAACACUACAGGGAAGUCCAUGUUCAUCAUAGAAGUGUCAAGUUAGUUCAUAGUUUGAACAAUAAUUCUGAAUAGUAUACUCCUUGACAUGUUUCUCGUACACUCCACUCAAUCCAGAAAUGACAUCGAGGGACAGCUUAUAGAGCUUUAGCACUGGCUUAGUUUACAGUGUGAGUGUUUGUGCUAUUGUGCCCCCCUUUCUCUCACACACAGUAGACAGUAUGACCCUAACUUAACCUGUCGUUAAUACUUGCAGUGUCUAGUGGGGUACAUGCCGACACAAUAAUGAGUCACUGUGCCACCCGGCUGGGUGCGAAAAGUUUUCUUUUUAUGGCGAUGCGCACCCCACCCAUGCCACUUCACACCCCCACCCAGUUUUUGUCCUCCCCCUCCCCAGUUCCCACCUGGCAGCCCCCAGAUGCUGCUUUAUCACUGUUUGCCAGCUGUGAGACUGUGUAAACUUUCUGACUGUCCCAACUGCAAGCAGAUCUGUCCCAGCCCAGCGAUGUUGUGUACCUUAUUUAUUUUUCAAUGAAUAUUUACUGGGUCUUGUUGUUAAACUGAGUUGUCUUGAUGGCGUGAUAACGGUAAUUAUUUAUUGCAUUCGCCUAACCCAACUGUUUUUUGGGCCUGGACCAAGUCAAGUUGGCUGAGCUGCGCAGUGAGAUAGCUGAUGACACUGAAUAGGACACCGAUAAAUGCUGAAACAUUUCCUGAAGGCACACAUCGGAUAUAUGUAGACUCUUUGUUUUUUGUUUGUUUUUUUUUUUUUUUGCAUUGUGUUUGAUGUUCUCACUUGGCUGUCCAAAAAGAUUGUAUCGCUUUAUGCGAGCUUGAAAUUGGCAAUGUGACCGUUAACCUAGACUAUCUCAACUAACAUCAGACGGGACACCGUCCACCACCAGACUGACUAUAUACUCCUUACAAUCCAGGGAUCGUUGACAUCCACUGAGAGAUACAGUAUUUUGUCCGCCACCAGAGGUAACACAUAUUGGAACGAAGAAAAUAACGGACAAGCGCAGCCAGAGCGUUAAUCGAAGUGAAUACGUCUGCCUAAUUGGGUGUGUCUCAGGUACAGCAAGACCAAACUUCAUCAAUGUAGACAAUGGCAGCUGCUAGCAAAAGCCACGUAGAUAAAGAUAGCUUACCUGCAAAUGGCCUCAAAGAGGCACAGCAACAACCUUACCAUGUGUGUGUAGACAGCGCCAAGUUAGACCAGCCUUGGUUUUGGCCGGCUAUACCAAGGGAAGAAGCUGAGCAGCAGCUGGAUGGGCGGCCGGAUGGAUCUUUCCAGAUUCGGAAAAGUAGUGUAAAAGGAAAUUUCACACUUGUUGUCAGGAAAAAUGGUGAUAAUUCUUGUAUUAGGAUCAUCCAUCAUAAGGGACAGUACGGCCUACCUCAUUCAGAUUUGAACUUUCCUUCUCUUUCCAAAUUUGUGGAGUACUACAGAAACCACUCAUUUGCCUCAUUCAACAAACAUCUUGAUAUUUGCCUACAAGAUCCAGUCUUUAAGGAAAUCAAGGCUUCUGGUGGCGAACAGUAUGCAGUGUUUAAAGAGCUCUAUGACUUGUGUCAGGAGGAACUGAGUGCUCAUACUCGCUUGUCUGUGCUUGGCACUCAACGUAAAGAGCUUGACAAAAAUGUAAAGAUGUAUCAGGUGAUGCUUCCAGCAUUGCGAGUCGUUCAGAAAAUGUAUCACGAACAGCUGCGCCUUCAGGAGAAGGCAGAUCCCUCCAUCAGUCUGGAUAAUGGCAUCCGCCUUGAAGACAGCAACAAGAACAGCCCAGAGAGUUCAGAGGCAGAAGAAGAAGAGGAGAUUGAGGAAUUUCUCAUGAACCAAGACAUUAGCAUGGUCGCGCCAGAGGAGAAGGUUGUGGAGAAGGCUAAUGAGAAGGAUGUUGAGAGGCAACUGUCCGCAGAAGAGGAAAAGAGUUUAACAGCCAACACUCGUUUGAUGAUGACUCGGCUGUCAGAUCUGGCAGAAAAAUAUAAAAGUAUCCAGUCAUGUCUGGAGGCGAAUCGGUUACAGCUGCGUGACCUGGACACGGAAGUCAAGUCUGUUGAGGGCAGCAUUCUCCGUAUGGAAAAACAACACGAGGAGCUUACAAGACAACUGGUGGAGCUUGGCUGUGAGCGUGAGUACCUCUACCUGGUGCUGGAACCAAGGGUAGCAACUCAGGAGUUUGACCGCAGUUUUUGGCUGGUCGACUGCUCACGGGAAGAAGCGGUGGAACGACUCCGGGGUUUUCCUCAUGGUGCUUUUCUAGUCAGACCAAAAGAAAAACGUCAAUUUCCAUAUGUCUUGUCUAUUGUAGUUGCUUCAAAUGAUGAUGAAGUAGGAAGUGUCCAGCACUGCUACGUAGUUCAUCCUCGAGGGCGAGGCUUUGGAUUUAAUGCUCCUUUAGCAGUCUUCCACUCCUUAGACCAGCUGGUUUUGCGGCACCAGUAUGUCUCUUUGAAAUACUAUUUUAAGGACUUGGAUGUGCCAUUAGCCUUUCCAAUUGGCUGUCAGGAUUUGUUCAGACAAUCAUCCCAACCCGAUGACUCUCGAUCACAUCUGACUGAUGGACACUAUGCAAAUGCAUCAGCCUUACAACUUGCUGAAGCUGAAGACAGCAUAGAGGUGUGAGGACUUCAAAAGAAUCCUGCAGAGCACUGGUAAUGUUUUUUAGCUGAAAGGUGCAGUAAUUGUGUUGUGGUUGUAUAAUGCUGAUAUUUUUAGAGUGGGAGGGGAGGUAAUGAUGCCUGAUGAGGGGAAGUUCAAACCAGCCUUUGGGAGAAGACAGUUUCUCCCAAAAAGUAAUCCAGUCAUAUGAAGAUUGUUUUAUACAUGGAAAACUGCUUCAAGGGAGUGAAUCAGAAGCUUAGGUGGUUAAAGUAUUGGCUUAUUUGUCGUCAGAAUGUUGCUGACUUCUUCUUUGCAUUUAAAAAAAUCUUUAUCGAAUAUUUCAUUCUUGUAUAAGGAGCUGUUGACCACAUGGGAGUAAACAUUCCCACAGAAUGUUCACCUGCUUUUAUUUAUCUUGGCACUCUUGUCCAAGUUAUUCUUGUGACAACAGACAAAGCAUCUAUAAGACACAGAUGAUGAGAAGGAACCCACAAUUCUUUUGAUUUACAUAAAAUGCUGCUGAAUAUUCAUUAGCCAGUUCUUGUAAUUUUAUCCCAGAAACAUCAGCCAUUGGUCAGUUUGUAUGUUGAAGAGGAGGAGUAGAUUUUUUUUUCUCAUUUUGAGGAUUUAAUCAUGUUUUCCAGAAAAGAGGUAAACCACAGAGUUAUCAAGGUAAAAGAUGUGUGAAAAUUUUGGUUUGUCAAAAACAUGUAUUCAAGGAGAAGCAUAGAGUAUGACAACCUGAACUGAACUUCAGAAACAAAGUGCAUUAAAUAAGCUUUCAAGCUGAAAUUCUCCUUGAAUAGAAUCAGUGAGAUUUGGUGACGGUUAAGUAGAACCACAAACUAAUAGAACUAUCUGUGAUGCUUUUCUUUUUUUUUUUACUCAGUUAUUGACUGUUCAAGCAGUUGUCAUUUAUCGAAAAUACAUAAUACAAAAAAAUCCAUUCAGGGCAGCUUUAUGACUUAGUGUCUGCAUUUAUAAACCACGUAGCAGAUGUAAAUGAUGCUUUUACACAUCUUUUAAGCAGUUGGCAAACAAAAGAGUGCGAACACUAAAUUGAAUGAGAUGUAAAUCAGUUUAUGGAAACAUUAAUUCAUCCUUGAAUGCACAUGAAAGCAGCUGAAUGGCCAUGCUGUCAGGAAUAAGUCUGUUUUUCAGUGGCCAAGUCAAAUGUUUGAGCGAGUGUUUAUAGUCUGAAUUGUGCAUGACUGUGUAUGUGUGCAUGUGUAAGCAUGUUCUGGACUUUUCAGCAUGCUUGUAUACAUAUAUUCUAUAAUUUUCACUGGAACAUGAAUGGGCAUGUAUCCAAAUAUGUUUUCAUUUUCUGUAAAAUACUUAUUUACUUUUGUCAUAUUUGUUCAUGUGACCUGUCUAGCCAAUUUUUUAAAGAUUUUUUUCAGAUUUAGGGCAUGCUCUUGGGGCACAGGAUAACAAUUAGUGUCUUCAUGUAUAAGAUAUGAUUUGUUUUCAUAAUCUUAAUUUAACUUGUCAUAGGGUCGGUUACUGAACUGUUAUGCGUCUUACAGCAGUCAAACCAUAAGUGUAAUAACAAUAAUUGCCUUAUAGUAGCAUCAGGAUUACUUUCACAUGGUGUCACUUUAAAAUCGGAACAAUAUGCAUGACUUAAAUCACAUAUAUCUCAGGGCUGUUGGCUGUCUGCCACUAACAAUUCUAAGCCUCUUGCAAAGUUUAGGCUGUAAGGUCACACAAUUUAAGAGUUCAACAUCUUAGAGUCAAUAAACAGAAAACACAACAGACCA